AUGGCGCCGCUACGACGAACAACGAGGUCAAAAGCCAAGAAGGCAAAAAAGACGGACGUCUUGGUGCCGUCUAAGCCGGUGCCCGUGACGCUGUUGUCCGGCUUCCUCGGUUCAGGCAAGACGACUCUGUUGCAGCAUAUUCUGCGAAGUGAACAUGGACUUCGCAUUGCUGUUGUGGUGAAUGACAUUGGAGCCAUCAAUGUCGACGCCUCUCUCAUCAAGCAGACUCACCAACUUACAAAGACUGAUGAAAAAGUCAUUGCGCUGCAGAAUGGAUGCAUCUGCUGCACCCUGAGAGGAGAUUUGCUCGAGGAGCUCGUGCGGAUCUCCCAGCUCCAGCAGUUUGACUACAUCAUCAUCGAGAGCAGCGGCAUCAGCGAGCCGGAGCAGGUUGCCGAGACCUUUGACGCGCGGCUGGCAGACCAGAUGAGCCUCAUGACCGAGGGUGAUGGCAUGGCUGGCCUUGACGAGGACAUGGUCAAGGUCCUCAACAAACUGAAGAAGGCUGGUGGGCUGCAGAAGUUUGCUCGUCUGGAUACGACGGUUACCGUCAUUGAUGCCUUUACGAUGAUGCAUGACUUUGACACGGUGGAUCUGUUGUCUGCUCGGAGGGAUGACGUUACUCCAGAAGAUGAGCGAACGGUGUCGGAUCUCAUGGUUGAUCAGAUUGAGUUUGCGGAUGUGAUAAUCCUAAACAAGAUUGACAUGAUCAAUGACGAGACCAAGGCUCGAGUGAUUGACCUCAUCAAGAAGCUGAACCACCGGGCCAGGAUCCUCGAAUCCAAGUACAGCAGGGUGGAUGUCAAGGAGCUGGUCAACACGGGGCUUUUCGAUCUUGAAAAGGCGCAGUCUGGAUAUGGCUGGUUGCAGGAUUUGCAUGCCAUGACCGUACGAGAGGUGAAUGGCCGCAAAGUGGUGACUCCUAAGCCGGAGACGGAGGAGUACAACGUGCAGAACUUUAUCUAUUCUCGUCUUAAGCCUUUCCACCCCAAACGACUCUGGGCACUGAUCUACGACAAGUUCAUCUUGCAGAUGGAGCAGCCUGAUGACGAUGAUGAUGACGGCGAAGGAGAGGAGGAAGAGGGAGAAGACGCUGAAAUGGUCGACUUUCCAGACGUCGAAAGUGACAUGGAAGUGGAUGGCAUGACGCCGCCGGAAAACGACGUGAUCCUGGCCAACAAGCGCGCCCACCCGACGCUCGCCCGGCUGUUCCGCUCCAAGGGCGAGAUCUUCAUGGCGACGCGCCCCCACCGCUGCGGCGAGUGGUCCCAAGCCGGCGCGAUGCUGACCCUCACCGGCGGCCGCUCCUGGUUCUGCACGCUGCAGCCGGAGGAGUACACGACGGGCAACGAGGACGUGGACGCCAUGGUGAAGCACGACAUUGCCAAGGGCGGCGAGUGGGGAGACCGGCGGCAGGAGCUCGUCUUCAUCGGGGAGGGGCUGGACCACAAGGCGUUGGAGGAAAUGCUUGACGGGUGCUUGCUUACGGACGGGGAGUAUGAGGCGUGGAAGGGGGUGAUGAGGAGGGAGGGGGUGACGGAGGGGGAGAGGAGGGAGAUGCUGGAGGAGUUGUUUGAGGAUGGGUUUCCGGAUUGGCCGGGGGAUGAUGAUGAGGAGGGCCAUGAGGGACAUGAUCAUUAG
Molecule: messenger RNA, 1641 nt
Organism: Trichoderma citrinoviride
Lineage: Eukaryota; Fungi; Ascomycota; Sordariomycetes; Hypocreales; Hypocreaceae
Product: cobW-domain-containing protein
Exons: 7
Coding region: 1-1641 (546 amino acids)
Source: RefSeq, a predicted model, not a curated record